GAGCGCGCGCGGCCGACCCGCUUCCACUUUUGCUGUCAGGCCCCCUCGCCCACCAUGGCGGCCUCCUUCAGGACCGGCCGGGGCCUGAGAUGGGCGCGCUGGGGCAGUGGAACCGGACUGGCCCUCUGGGCCCGGGCACUGGCCACCCCAACCCCUCUGGCCUACCAAGUGGACAGUCUGUCCGAGAUCCUAGGGAAGGAACCACACCGGCGUCACCCCGGCAUCCUGCAGUUGCCCCACACUCGGCUGCCCCCAGCCCUGGCUGCUGCCGCCCAGCGACUAGUACAGGGCUCUCUGAGGGUGGUCUCUGCCACCGUUUGGUUGUCUCCGAGGGCCAUGACCUUUCCCUGGUCCCAGAGAGUUCAGCACCCAACAUGGAGAAGCAGGUGCAGAUGCUGACCAGGUACCUGUGGAGCCGGAAGCUGCCUGUGGAGCCAGGGGAGCUGCGCCGACGGGCUGCACAGUUGGAGGAAAAACUCAGACAACGCAUAGGGCCGGCCCCAGGGUCAGCCCAGGCAGAAGAGAAGCUGCAAGGGGCAGUUUUAAGUGCCUUGCGCCAAGUCACAUACCACUGGAAAGAGCUGAGCUAUGACGAAGGGCUGAGCCUGGUGUACAUGGCCGCUCGGCUGGAUGGGACCUUUGCAGCCACUUCCAGGGCUUUCCAUGAGAUCCAGAAGCGGCUCCCUGACUUCCAGCCACGCACCCUGCUGGACUUUGGCUCGGGCCCUGGCUCCGUCUCAUGGGCAGCACACAGCACCUGGGGCCAGAGCCUGCGGGAGUACUUGUGUGUAGACCGCUCAGCUGCCAUGCUGGCCCUGGCAGAGAGACUGCUGAAAGGUGGCUCAGACUCUGGGGAGUCCCGAAUCCCGGCGGUUUUCCUCAGACAGUUCCUCCCUGUCUCACCCAAGGUGCAGUUUGAUAUUGUGGUGGCAGCCUUUUCCCUGAGUGAGCUGCCCAGCCUUGCUGCCCGCUCCGAGGUGGUGAGCACCUUGUGGCGCAAAACAGGCCGCUUCCUGGUCCUGGUGGAGAGUGGAACAAAGGCUGGACACCAACUGAUUAUGGCUGCCCGGGACCUAGUCCUGCAGGGCCAAGAGAAGACUCCCCUGGAUCCUCGACCCGGCCACGUCUUUGCCCCUUGUCCCCACGACCUGGCCUGUCCCCAUCUGUCUGCUUCCCGGACCCUGCCCUGCAACUUUUCCCAAACGUAUUAUCCAACACCCUUUGGCUGGCAGGACCGUGGUCACGGGGAAGAGAAGUUUUCCCUAGUGAUCCUGUCCCGGGACCCCCCACCAGGGGGUCAGCGCUGGUCACGCGUCAUCCAGCCUGUCCUCAAGCGCCCACGCCACGUGCACUGUCAUCUCUGCUGCCCUGAUGGGCACCUGGAGCACAUGGUGUUCACAGCCCGUCGGCAUGGCAGAGACCUUUACCGCUGCGCCCGAGCCAGCGCCUGGGGGGACCUCCUGCCUGUGACCACAGCCCCACCGCCUCCGAAGGACCCUCCACGGUAGCUGACGGUGCCGGCCCCCUCCCCCAGCCCACCGUCUCUCCGCCCCUCGCCCGGCUGGUGCCAGUGAACAAUAAACACACCGAGUGUAA
Messenger RNA from Ornithorhynchus anatinus (platypus), 1596 nucleotides. It is a transcript of the gene METTL17, whose product is annotated as methyltransferase like 17. Gene Ontology annotation, cellular component: mitochondrial small ribosomal subunit. The transcript has 14 exons. The record is from RefSeq and is a predicted model, not a curated record. Gene Ontology annotation, biological process: translation. Bases 90 to 1508 code for a protein of 472 amino acids. Lineage: Eukaryota; Metazoa; Chordata; Mammalia; Monotremata; Ornithorhynchidae. Gene Ontology annotation, molecular function: structural constituent of ribosome; methyltransferase activity.